This is a messenger RNA of Ipomoea triloba (trilobed morning glory), 1877 nucleotides long. RefSeq names its product transcription factor bHLH110-like. Gene Ontology annotation, biological process: regulation of transcription by RNA polymerase II. The record is from RefSeq and is a predicted model, not a curated record. The transcript has 7 exons. NCBI's taxonomy places the organism in Eukaryota, Viridiplantae, Streptophyta, Magnoliopsida, Solanales, Convolvulaceae. Gene Ontology annotation, cellular component: nucleus. Bases 203 to 1225 code for a protein of 340 amino acids. Gene Ontology annotation, molecular function: DNA-binding transcription factor activity, RNA polymerase II-specific; RNA polymerase II cis-regulatory region sequence-specific DNA binding; protein dimerization activity.
GGAGCUAGCUGAGGCCAUGUACUGCUGCUAUAUUUCAGACCUCAGCAAGUAUAUUUUGGCCUCAUUUAAUUUCCAGUAUAUAUAUACACAUAAAAGGUAGCUUUCUCCAACAAGAGCCACCAGUUGCAGUGAUCACAAUUUCCCAAAUAUAUAUAUAUAUAUAUAUAUAUAUAUAUCUAUCUAUCAUCGUCAGUCCGUAUAUAUGGAGUCUUCAAAUCUUUAUCAUCAUCAUCAUCAUCAGCUUCAAGAACAGUGUUUUGGCUAUGGACUGUCGUCCCUACUUGACUGGAAUCCAAGCGUAUCCAUCGAUGAAGAUGAUGAGUACUAUAAGCGACAUUUGGAUGGAUUAAUGUUUCCUGUGUUGUCGCCGUCGUCGGCGGAUGCAAUUCCGGCAGCAAUACAGCAGCAGUACUAUCAUCAACCGACCACCAAUGUAGUACCGCAACAUGAAAACUACUACUCCGAGCAGACAGGAAUAAGCAUGUCGUCCUCGUCGCACUGCAAUAUCAUCCCGGUCAACUCGGACUAUGUCGUCAAACGCGAGCAACAUAACUCCUUUGACCUAAACCACAAUAUUUUUCUCGGAGCACCGGGGGCCGGCCGCCAAAUUCCAAUUCCUGCGCCUAGGUUUGCAAAUAUGAAUUCUUCUAAUAAUUCUCCGCCGCCUUCACUGCUUUCUUCAAUCUCCGCCGCCUACACAGAGUUUCCCGGCGACAACACUACCUCGUAUUUCGGCUUCGCUAACAUUCAUGAACCAAUUCAUAGCCCAUCCAGCAGUUCCAACAAAGUUUCAAACGCAAAGAGGGUAUCGGGGGCGGCAAUGGAAUCUCAUCAACAACCUAAGAAGCCACGAACCGGAUCACAACGAUCUUCAUGUCCAGUGCUCAAGGUGAGGAAAGAAAAACUUGGAGACAGGAUAGCAGCUCUACACAGAUUAGUGGCACCUUUUGGCAAGACAGAUACAGCCUCCGUGCUGACAGAAGCCAUUGGCUACAUCCAGUUCCUUCAUGACCAGAUCCAGGCAUUGAGCUUGCCGUACAUGAAAUCAUCUGGAGCUGGCAGCCACCACCCUCACCGGACAAGCCGAGUACAGGCACCGAACAUGAAGAAUGAAGAAGGCAAGACAACAUUGGAUCUGAAAAGUAGAGGAUUAUGUCUUGUACCAUUAUCUCUUACAUCGUACAUCACUUCUUGCCAAGGAAUAUAUAUGGCCACACACAACUAAUUAGCCAUGGAUCUGGACAACUUAAUUUAAUUGUAUUUAUAAAUAUGCAUUACUCUGUUGAAAAUAAAAAAUUUACUAGUUUGAAGAUGGAGGAACUUCAUGUGCAGAGAAAACAUCUCCUGCAUGAUGAUCAGUCUUUCCUAAGCUCCAUUUCUUCGAGUCGAACACCGUCAUGAUUCAAUAUGACUAUCUCCACCAUAUCGCCCUGCAGUUCACAGACACAAUACAGGUCAAGAAAAACAGAAACAAACACUGCAUUAAUGGAGAAAGCACGCGACAAAACUCAAAUAUGAAAGGAACUUACAGUGUAAAUAUCUCUUUCUGUGGCUGAUGCAAAGCAUGUUUUCACCAAAUCAAUAGCUUCUUCACUUAAAGUACAACUGAAGAAGAGGCAAUCCCAAUCAAGUUAGUAGACUUAGCAACCACAAUGUUACAAGUUAGCAGGUUUUAUCUCCUUGUGGUCCUUUGAAGAAUGUAAUGUCUUACCUUCAUCAUCAAGGCCACUGACAACAUUGAAAGAGUAGUAGGGGAAAAAUCGCGUGUAGUAUAAGGUGUUUGCAAGGAACUGAGCCAUUGCAGGGCAGCUCAUCUGUUUAUUGUGCUGAUGUUGAUAAAUCUAGUUUUCAAGAACAAAUGGAUCAUAUUAUUUCAA